UCGUAAAAUUCUUGCCGUUCAACACGAUGAACAUUCUUCCGGCCUUUCGCUUUACGUCAUAGCAGGCCUUCCGUUUGAGUGUCGCAGUGUUUUUAACGCUAGCUAACGUUGCUAUUACAAGGAGAGUUUCACUUUUGGCUCCAGUACAAUGGGAAUAGAGGACGAAACGGACCGAACUCUUUUUAUAAGAAAUUUGGAUGGAAGAGUAACGGAGGAGCUUUUGUUUGAGCUGUUUCUACAGGCAGGACCUCUCAUCAAAACUAAAAUUCCAAAAGACUCGGAUGGGAAACAAAAAACAUUUGGGUUUGUUGUUUACAAACAUGAAGUUUCCGUGCCUUACGCCAUGCAACUACUCAAUGGGACGUCGCUCUAUGGCAGAAACAUCCACGUACAGUUCAGAUCAGGUAGUAGCCAUAGCAGCAGUCCAGGGAACUCUCAGAAUUCAAGUCCUGCAAAUACCCCAAAUCCUCACGGCCAGAGAACCCCAGUCCAGUUUAAUUCACCUCCGUACACUCCUCAGCACCGAAUGCAGAGGUCCUUUUCAUCCCCUGAUAGCCUGCAGAAGCAUGCCAUGCUGAACAACAUGAUGUGGAUCCACAUGCAGCAGCUUGAGCAACUUAAUGGUGCUCCUCCUAAGCCUCAGCGGCAGCAGCCAUCUGCAGCUGGAGGUGGCCAAAGGCAUCAGGACAAUGCCCCCUAUCGACAUCAGCCACCCCAGACGAGCAGCAGUGGCAGAAGUCAGCGCUACGGGGACGAGCUGGCCUCUGGGCGUUAUCAGAACCACCACCACCAGCACCACCACCAGAAGGAGCGGAGUGGAAACCGUCACUAUGACAACAGAGGUGGAAGCAGGCAUUAUGAAGAAAGGGGGAACGACCGUGGCUACCACGACAAUAGAUGGCGGCGAUACUGAGUUAAAAAAGGAUUUUCACAAAAGAGGACAGUUUGUUUUGUUUAAAAAAAAAAAAAAGAUUAAUUAUAAUCUGAAUUAUGUAGGCAAAAUCGUUGUGUACACUCAGGUUGUUUGUACAUCAUCUUACCAGUUUGAAAAUUUAAUAAUUCAUGACUUUUUUUAAGAUGUUUUUAAAUUUAAACAUUUUUUUCAUGUGAGUUUUUCCUCACAGAUAUUGCAAACAUUUUGUGGUUGCGAUUGUAGAUUGUAUUAUUAUGAGGGCAAAGACAAAAUUCAAAAACUGGUUUUAAAUUUUGAAUGACAAAAGAAAAAGAUGUAUCUAAAAGAAACUACAAAAAAAAAGUAGGACAUUGGCCAGUUUUAUGUUAUGUAAGUAGUAUUUAAAUGGUGCUCACAGAAUUUGAAAAAAAAAAAAUUCAGGUAUUUUUG
Messenger RNA from Melanotaenia boesemani (Boeseman's rainbowfish), 1342 nucleotides. It is a transcript of the gene rbm7, whose product is annotated as RNA binding motif protein 7. Gene Ontology annotation, cellular component: nucleus. Gene Ontology annotation, biological process: regulation of alternative mRNA splicing, via spliceosome. The coding region runs from base 149 to 913 and encodes 254 amino acids. NCBI's taxonomy places the organism in Eukaryota, Metazoa, Chordata, Actinopteri, Atheriniformes, Melanotaeniidae. The record is from RefSeq and is a predicted model, not a curated record. The transcript is spliced from 5 exons. Gene Ontology annotation, molecular function: single-stranded RNA binding.